AUGGGGGAAGAGGGGAACGACAGCGCCGGGCCCAGGACUAAGCCCGACGACAGUAGUCAUGGCGUGAGCCGGCCCAGUUCGUCGGGUGCCUCGCAGGCGCGACGGCUGGGCCGGAGUAAUAAUAAUAGUCACUCCGGUCCGUCUAGGUCCUCCUCGCGAUCGGGCCAGCAACCGGCCCAGGCGAAAAACUUUGAGUUUGUCCUGGUCACCGAUAAUGAGUCGCGCCGGCAGGUUCGUCGGCAUGCCAUGCGCCAGUAUAUGCACCAGCGGCGGUUAGACAGCAUUGCUCGACUCGGGCCCUCCCGUGCGCCUGUCGGUGGCUGGACGACUCGUUCCACGUCCAUUUCUCAGGGCGCCGGUCAGUCUUCCAAAGAGGAAGAUGUGCCGGACGAGUCUCGGGAGGAUGAUAAAGGCGUUGUCUCGGUCAAGCGUGAGGAUGGGGACACGCAAAUCGCUGCAAAGGAGAAUGUGCGUCCUCACCUGGUCAUUUCUAAACCACAGCCUAUCAAAAGUGAAGAAGUACAAUCGCCGCCUAUUUCGGAGACCAAAUCUCCAGCCGCCCAGGUUUAUCGGGGGGAUGGAGGCUCGAAAGAUCCUUUCAGCUCUUAUCCCAUUACCAUCAGCAAUGCGGAUCAUCAGUUGAUCCAACAUUUUGUGGUGACGUAUCCGUCCAUGAUGUACAAGUUUGGUGAUUCCAUCGCAAACAACCCAAUGGUCGAAAUCUUUCGUCGUUUCGCGCUGCACGAUGAGGUGCCCUUCCAGGCCAUGCUUGCGAUCGCCUCGAAGCACCGUGCCGGUGUCGAGGGGAAAAAGGAAUCGGUGCAGAGUCUCACGCACAAGAUGCGUGCGCUGCGACUGAUGAAUGAGCGCAUCCAAAGCGACUCGAAAGGCCAGCUGGAUGGGACGAUCUACGCUGUGGCGACGAUGGCUGUUAUCGAGGACGCUUCGAUCGAGCGCAUGCAUUUCAGAGGCCUGGCCUCCAUGAUACGGAACCGUGGGGGCAUGCAAGGCAUGCGUCAAUCGAGCCCUUUCUUAGAAAAGGUUCUGUACUGGGUGGACUUUAGCUGUGCCCCAAAGGCCAUCGUCAGUACAUCGCUACCAUGGACCGGCAGCGUCCCCGACAGCUGUCCGUCUGGGUUCGACUUUCUUGUCCCAGACGCCCAUCUCGCCAUCCCGCAUGGCCCCAACACGGCGGAAGGUAACGACAGCCUGUGCGAGCAGUACCGGGCAUGCGAGGACUUUCUGCGCUUCUUCCGCCACCUCUACGCAUUGGAGAGCGUGGUGUUGCAGUCCCCGCCGAACAUAUCAUCCCCAACAACCAACCAGCGCGUCAAGCACUUCGUCCCGCAGACGCACCUCUAUUCCAUCCUCACCACCCUCCCCGACUACGACCACGGCAUCCGCGACAUCCGCUUCAUCGACGAAUACACAGGCAUGGCCUGUCUCUUCUUCCUCGCCAUCGUCCUCUACGAGUGCUACGAAACUUCCACCAACUUCGACCACUACCUCGAAUGGCUCAACAGCGAAGUCACCAAACUGAAUCCCCACACCAACCCGAGCAUCACCUCCGUCCUAUGGCUCUUCCUCAACAACGGCGGUCACCCCGAAGGCCACGCCGGCGAUAACGGCGACCGCUGCUGGGUCGUCUCGCGCAUGGUGCGCAUCGCCAAGCGGCUGGAGUGGAAGCGGCACGGGGCGAUCUGGGACCGGCUGCGGCAGGUGCUGAUCGACCUGCUUCUCACGCAGCAGGAAUGCGCCCUCGGGUCCGACUACGUCGACGACGACGCUCUGGCCGCCCGACUGCGUCGGCGUGCCGUAGCGGCAGAGUACUUCUGGGACGAGGACGAGAUGCGCCAGGAGAUUCUCGGCGUGGCGAUCCCGCCCUCUCCGGCUGUGAAUGUCCCCAUCUUGACAUAA
This is a messenger RNA of Aspergillus terreus NIH2624, 1917 nucleotides long. RefSeq lists its product as uncharacterized. Lineage: Eukaryota; Fungi; Ascomycota; Eurotiomycetes; Eurotiales; Aspergillaceae. Bases 1 to 1917 code for a protein of 638 amino acids. The transcript has 4 exons. The record is from RefSeq and is a predicted model, not a curated record.